CAACAGUUAUGGCGAUAUCAAAGAUACACGUUUUAGUACUUUUGCUGAAUAAAAACGCAUUUUUUCGGAAAAUUUUGGCACCACAUCCUCUCCACUUUCUUUUGCAGCAUUUUGGGGCAGAUAUAAUAUUUAGGCCAUUUGCACACAAAUGUUUUUUUUUCCCCCUUUUACAUUCCGUUUUUUGUGUUCGGUGUAUGGACCGUAUACGGAACCAUUCAUUUUAAUGGAUCCGCAAAAAAAACAGGAAGGUACUCCGUAUGCUUUCCUUUUUCGUAUUUCCGGUUUCCCGUUCAAAGAUAGAACAUGUCCUAUUAUUUUCCGCAUAACGGACUAGGAUAGUACUGUUCUAUCAGGGGCCAGCUGUUCCGUUCCGCAAAAAACGGAAUGCACACGGACAUCAUCCGUAUGUUUUGUGAAUCCGUUUUUUGCAAACCGCUAAAUACUGAAAACACCAGACGGUCGUGUGCGAGAGGCUUUACUGUUUGACUUUAAUUUGCCUUCCCCUAAACCCCUCUAACAAAAAUCCUGAUUCACUCUAGAACAGUGAUGCUCAACCUGCGGCCCUCCAGCUGUUGUAAAACUACAACUCCCAGCAUGCCUGAACAGCCUACAGCAGGGCAUGGUGGGAGUGGUAGUUUUACAACAGCUGGAGGGCCGCAGGUUGAGCACCCCUCCAGUGAGCCCCGUCCUGGGGUAUUAGCAGCUGUACCCGUCCAUCAACGUAUCAUCAAGGAGGCUAAAUUUAAAAAGGUGAUGUCACCACUUGACAACCCCUUUAAUUGGGCGGCAACUGAAGCUGCAUUCACAAGGGCUGAUUCACAAGCAAGUAUGGAGAAGGAAGCCAACAUCCCCGGAAGCCUGGAGGUGAGAGCGGCCUUUACCUGACGCAAACACCCCCCAGGACGAGCGAUGCCCCGCCAUUGUCACAAGUCUGCAUGAAAACACCCAAAGGGCUUCUAAACAGAAGAAGGCCAGGAAGUAAAAAUGUCAAAGCGGAUGCCCUAUCCCGGAGUUUUUUUUGUGCCUUUCAGUCUCCUGAUACUCCAGCAGAACCUAUUUUGCCGGCAGGUAUUAUUGUGGCUUCAGUCUCCUCCGACUUGACGACCAAAAUUACUGAAGAACAACAUUUGGCUCCAGUACAGUCCCCUAAAGAUAAGUUAUUUGUUCCUGGUCAUUUGCAUCUCCGACUGCUAGGAGACAUGGAGGACUCCACAGAAGAUAACCUUACCACACGUUCUUUACUGAAGGGAAUACUGGCCACGGAGCUAGUUCGUAGACAAGUGACGCGCAGUACUAUACAAAGGUUGAGUCAGCAAUCAUCUACAUCUUAUGUCCAUCAAGAUGAGAGUUCAUCAUCCCCAUCUAUGAAUUUGCGUAGUAAAAUGCGAGCGAGAGCGAGACGUUCACUUGGAAAAUCGGCACUGGAAGUUUCAGUUCUUAAAAAAAAUGUGGCGACUAAUUCCAAUAGUAAGAAAAAGUCAGCAAAGAAAGGAUCUCAUCCUAUUAUGGAAGAUUUAGAUACCAUCACUCCAAGGACCUUGUUAAAAAAAAUUAUUCAAAAUGAGGAUGAAGUUUCGAUACUUGUUUCUCAGAGGUCACAAGCAGCUGCUGAUGAUGAUAAACCACAGGAAGACUCUCCUACUGAAAGAUUAAGCAGUUUGGGCAGUGUAAAUCUGAGUCUGCCGGAUCUGCAAGACACCGAACACGUUACAGUGUUUAAAACAUCCAGAAAAAAGAGGAAAAUGAGGGUUUCCGAAUUUGAGAGAGAAGUUGACGAAAGACUGCCUAAAAACAAAGACAAGCAGAACAUUUCAAAUGAUCCACAUGAUAAUUUUGAUGUCCCGUCUUUAUUUGUGAGCUCCUACACAAUAUCAGGGUCAACAGACAAUAAACUGGACAUUUCAGCUGCACCAGAAUCUACUUUCAAGAGAGGCUUACUGCGCAGGCCCAACAAAGUAUGCUUGGUGUCGUUAGAUGACUUCGAGCAAGGAGUAGAAGACAAAUACCAGCAAUUAAAAGGCUCCCAGGAAUGCUUCAUUGAACCUCCUGAAGGGGACAAAUCGGAUGCAAAUGAAAUGGCUCUGCUGAACACCGUGCUGUACGCUCAGUCUUUACGUAAAGAGGCAAAUGUCUCAAAGUCUGACAGAGAACAAAAAGGAAAGAGGAAACACAUUUCAUCCUAUGAGGAGAUAAAAGAAGCAAAUGAACUUUUGGAGCCCGAAACUAAAAAUCUAAAUGCAAAUGUUCACCCUAUACUUAAUGCACAGACUCCAAAAGAUAAGGCUAAUGAUGGCUUUAGAGGAGUCCAUGGUAAAGUUAUUGUUGACGGUGAUAAAGGAGAAGCUAAUGAAGAUGGUGAAGAAGUUGAAGCUGGUGGUGACAGUGAUGAAGAAGCUAGAGGUGAAGAAGUGGAAGCUGGUGGUGACAGUGAUGAAGAAGCUAGUGGUGAAGAAGUUGAAGCUGGUGGUGAUAUUGGUGAAGAAGAUGAAGCUAGUGGUGAAGAAGUUGAAGCUGGUGGUGAUAUUGGUGAAGAAGAUGAAGCUAGUGGUGAAGAAGUUGAAGCUGGUGGUGAUAUUGGUGAAGAAGAUGAAGCUAGUGGUGAAGAAGUUGAAGCUGGUGGUGAUAUUGGUGAAGAAGAUGAAGCUAGUGGUGAAGAAGUUGAAGCUGGUGGUGAUAUUGGUGAAGAAGAUGAAGCUAGUGGUGAAGAAGUUGAAGCUGGUGGUGAUAUUGGUGAAGAAGAUGAAGCUAGUGGUGAAGAAGUUGAAGCUAGUAGUGACAGUGGUGAAGAAGAUGAAGCUAGCGGUGACAGUGGGGAAGUUGAAGCUGGUGGUGACAUUGGUGAAGAAGUGGAAGCUGGUGGUGAUGGUGCUGAAGUUGAAGCUGGUGGUGAAGAAGCUGCUGGUGAUAGUGGUGAAGAAGAUGAAGGUGAUAGUGGUGAAGAAGAUGAAAGUGAUAGUGGUGAAGAAGAUGUAGCUGCUGGUGACAGUGGAAAAGGUGAAGCUGGUGAUGAUCUCAACGAUGUUCAAAGUAGCAUGCGACAAAAUAAAUCCAGCCUGUUUAACCCCACUAGAAAGUCAGCAGGUGUCAAUGAAUAUUCUCACCGCAUGCAACGGACAAGGCUUGACGAAGAAAAUGGCAUGCAAACAGCAGAAUCUAUUUAUGUGCAUACGGUAUCCAGACCAGAGGAAACUUCUGAACCUUUAGAAAGCAGUGGUGGUGAAAACUUGGAUGUUGCCAUAAACCGUGGAAUGGCCAAGAAGAAAGAAACUAACAAGCUGAUCCUAUCAGAAUUGCCAGAGACGCCAGCUUAUAUUAAGUUUGCUCGCUUUGUAAGCACAACUAAACCUGCUGUUAGCAAGAAGAUCCAAAGGAAAAGAAGCCCAAAGGCUAAGAAAACGGGAACGGUGUUCUCCAGCAGCCAAAUAAAGCAGAUAUUUACUCAUCACUCUCAAGUGCGAGUCUCUAAGGACGCUUUGGAAGAUGUGGAAAAAUGUUUAGAUCUGUAUGUGAACCAGCUUGCCGUUGAUCUGUCUACAUACACUGCUCAUGCCAACAGGAAAACAGUAACACGUGCUGACUUGGAGCUUCUCAUGAAAAGGCAACGUUUGGUGACCGAUGUCACUUCUCUCAAUGUUCUCAUUGAAAAACAUUUACCGUUGGAAUGCAGGGCACUCCUAAUUCCAUGUGCAAUGAGUGGAAACAAGGUGUUUCCAAAAAUGUGACCUCCUCCGCCUAAAAUAUGGUAUUCUUAUAAUAUAUUGUAAAUAGUAAUGUCUGAUGUAAAAUUUUAAAGACCUUUUGUAUGUAAUAAAAUAUCUGAGAUGUGCCCCUUUCUGUUACUGUGAUUAUGUUUGAUGCUUUCCUUUAAAAAAAAGAAAAAAAUGAUAGUGGAUUUCCACUUUAGACAGUUAAUUUUAUGCUAUGGAUCCUCCAAUGAUAAGUUGGGUUUUACAUUACAUAACAGGAGAAGGGAUGCUCAAUAUUCCAGCAGAUUCCUCCUCUCUGACCCUGUAGAGUACUUCUUAGCACUGGGAGACAGUGUGUUCCUAUUUUGUGAUUUUUUACGUCUCCUAUAUACACUUUGUGACAGUAUCAUAAAUGUGACAUUCUGAAGUAACGAUGGCUGUGCUCGUCACUGUGUCACCAGCUAAAACAGACCCCAAAAGCAAUUAUUAAUAUCUUUAAAAGAUAACACAAGCGUCCUAUUAUUUUUUACCUGUUUAUUGCCCAUGUCU
Messenger RNA from Bufo gargarizans (Asiatic toad), 4235 nucleotides. It is a transcript of the gene CENPT, whose product is annotated as centromere protein T. The record is from RefSeq and is a predicted model, not a curated record. NCBI's taxonomy places the organism in Eukaryota, Metazoa, Chordata, Amphibia, Anura, Bufonidae. Gene Ontology annotation, cellular component: kinetochore. Bases 936 to 3722 code for a protein of 928 amino acids. The transcript is spliced from 14 exons. Gene Ontology annotation, molecular function: protein heterodimerization activity; DNA binding. Gene Ontology annotation, biological process: kinetochore assembly; chromosome segregation; mitotic cell cycle.